AUGUCGUCGAACGGCGCAGUGCCAGCGAACGGCAAUGCCAACCAACAGGCUGCGGUGAACGGCCUUCUCGAACGUGAUUCGAACAACGGACGCGUUGCGGUUCACCAGUUUGACCCAGAUGCGACCCCGGCUGAGAAGGCCGCCUCCGCAGGCAAGUCUCGCGACAAGCUCAAGAGUGCCAACGACCAACCAGGGGCAGGCGAACAAGAGGUUCACAUUGAUUCCGGAGAAUCCAAUGUCAUACCAACGAUUACAAUCGAAGAUCACGACACGGAGACACCAAAAAUCACAGCCAAGGACGUUUCGCCAGCAACCGUAGCAGAUGUAGCAAAGGACGAGAGCAGCAAAGUACCUGGGGCUCUGCCAGAAGGACGUGCACCGGAAAUUCCGGACUGGUAUAAGGUUGGUUGGAGGGCAACCUCGGGGAUAGAUAACCUACCUUUGGAAGAGGGCGAAGAGAAAGAUAAAGGUGUUCUGGCUAUGUUCCUUUCAGAGCAGUAUUAUGGCGACUGGUACCACAACGCUGCCAUCAUCUUCUUUGCUGUCUUCGCAUCACAUUUCAUGACACGUUUUAACUUUGGCUGGGGAUGGUUGCUUAUCACGUUGGCUAUAUGCAACACCUACUACAGCACCUCUCUGGAACGUGUUCGGCGACGUGCACGCGACGACAUCCAGCGCGAACUCGUUAAGACGCGACUUGCAUCCGAACAUGAAUCCGCGGACUGGAUAAACAACUUCCUCGACCGUUUCUGGCUUAUUUACGAACCUGUCUUAUCUGCUACGGUUGUCUCAUCCGUUGACCAGGUCCUCAGUUCGAACACCCCGCCAUUCCUCGACUCUCUGCGCCUGUCAACCUUUACGCUGGGAACCAAGGCCCCCAGAAUAGACAAAGUGCGCACAUUCCCAAAGACCCCAGAUGAUAUCAUCAUGAUGGACUGGGGCAUCUCGUUCACACCCAACGACACGUCCGAUAUGACAAAACGCCAAGCGGAAGCAAAAGUGAACCCCAAAAUUGUCCUUUCCGUGCGCGUUGGAAAAGGUAUUGCGACCGCUGCCAUGCCUAUUCUGUUGGAGGAUAUAGCUUUCUCUGGUUUGAUGCGCAUCAGGUUGAAGUUGAUGUCCAAUUUCCCGCAUGUCCAAAUCGUGGACUUCUGCUUUUUGGAAAAGCCAGUAAUCGACUAUGUGCUUAAACCUAUUGGCGGCGAGACUUUCGGUUUCGAUAUCGCCAAUAUUCCGGGGUUGUCAUCGUUUAUCCGCGAAAUGACCCAUGCGACGCUGGGACCUAUGAUGUACGACCCGAAUGUCUUUACCUUGAAUCUCGAGCAGUUGCUGUCGGGUACCCCUCUGGAUACUUCUAUCGGUGUCCUCCAGGUCACUGUUAACUCCGCACGCGGUCUCAAGGGAAGCAAGAUCGGUGGAGGAACGCCGGAUCCUUACGUUUCUCUUAGCAUUAACGCCCGCGAGGAGCUCGCCCAUACCAAGUACAAGCACAACACGUACAACCCGAGCUGGAACGAGACCAAGUUCCUGCUGAUUCGGUCGCUCGGCGAGACUCUGUGCUUCAAUGUCUACGACUAUAACGAUCAUAGACGUGAUACACUCUUGGGUGUCGCGAACUUUGAUUUGUCGAAGUUGAUCGAGGAUGCCACUCAGGAGGGUAUCGUUGCUCCCAUUCUGAAGGAUGGGAAGGACAGGGGAGACCUCCGGUUUGAUGUAUCCUUCUUCCCCGCGUUGAAGCAAGACGAGGAGACUGCGGAAUCGACUGUUGGCAUUGUUCGGUUGGUCCUGCAUCAAGCGAAAGAACUCGACGCCACGAAGUCGCUAUCGGGCGAUUUGAACCCUCUGGCCAAGGUGUACGUGGGAGGCAACGCCACAGCUGUGCACACCACUGCUCGCUUCAAACAUACCGUCAACCCGAUUUGGGAGUCGGCGCACGAGUACCUCUGCUCCGACAAGUCCAACGCUACGAUCACAGUGAAGGUCAUCGAUGACAGGGACUUCUUGAAGGAUCCUAUUGUCGGGUACUUGUCUAUCAGGCUGCAAGAUUUGUUGGACAUGAAGGGCGAGGCGGGGAGGGAUUGGUUCCCGCUUAGUGGGUGCAAGUCUGGGAAGCUGAGGAUGAGUGCGGAGUGGAAGCCGUUGAAUAUGGCUGGAAGUCUGCAUGGUGCGGAUCAAUACACGCCGCCGAUUGGUGUUGUGAGGCUGUUCCUGCACAAGGCGACGGAUGUGAAGAAUGUUGAGGCAGCUUUGGGUGGCAAGAGCGACCCGUACACACGCGUUUUGGUGAAAGGCGUCGUCAAGGGCCGCACUGAGGUCAUCAACAAUAACUUGAAUCCCGUCUGGGAGCAGUUCGUGUACAUACCAGUACACUCACUCAGAGAAAACUUGCUCCUGGAGUGCAUGGACUACCAACACGUAACUCGGGAUCGUUCACUCGGUUGGUGCGAGUUGAAGGUAGCUGACCUUGCCAAAGCAUCAGAAGAUCCCCGCUACCCCUACGAGUCCGUUGGCGUCGUCGAAAGGCAGGAUCCUCUUCAUUUGGACAAGAACAUCUUCAAGGGCCAUCUCCACUACGUUGCACAGUUCGUCCCUGCUUUGGCGCUGAAGGGUGUCAAGUUCGAUACGAAGACCGACGAACGGUCUCGUGUCACUCAGGCUACUGAUGAUGACGAGGAUGGAGGCUCUAUUGACGAUGGGUCGUCUGUGUCCUCAUCUGACGAGGAGAUGCAGGCAGUGCCUGAGGGUAUUACGAUCAAAAAGGAGACGCUCUCUCGCCACAAGCAGAAGAAGUCGGUCGACUCCGUUGGUACAACCGGGACCACUGGCACUGGAGGUACCGCCAAUACAGACACAGCUGUAACAACACCCGAAGUCCAAGACCCAUCGACCGACGUUGUUGAGCUGUCGAAGGAAGAUCUCCUGAAAGAGCAGUCUGGCAUCAUCAUCUUCAACGUGAUAUCUGGGCAGCUGGCGAAGAAGGGUCGUUUGGAGGUUCUUCUCGACGAUGGCUAUUGGCCUGCCUUCAGCACCGUCAGAGCGAGGAGCACGCACACUGCCUGGGAGUAUGUUGGGGAAGGCUUUGUAAAGGAGCUCGACUUCGGGCAGGUGUUGUUCCGCUUGAAUGAAGCUGACGAAGGAGAAAAGGACGAUAUUGUGGCUGAAUGGAAGGGCAAGGCAAAAGACUUCUUGGAUUCAACACUUGUUGGCCCUACGAAGUUCACUCUCGCGGAUGAGAAUGGCCGCAAUACCUCCACGGUUGAGGUCGAAGCUCGCUACGUGCCUGUUCCCGUCAAACUAGAUCCUCGCGAGAGCAUAAACAACCAAGGUAACCUUCGCGUCGAGCUCCUGAGUGGGCACGACAUCGUGGCUGCCGAUCGUGGAGGCAAAUCCGACCCCUAUGCUGUGUUCACUCUCAAUGGCCAGCGAGUUCACAAGUCUCAGACGAAAAAGAAGACGCUUGCUCCGGAAUGGAAUGAGAACUUUGUCGUUGGAGUGCCUUCACGAGUGGCCGCCGACUUCACAGUGGAAAUAUUCGACUGGAACCAAAUCGAGCAGGCGAAAUCCUUGGGUAUUGCCAAGAUCGACCUUGCGGAUAUAGAACCUUUCACCGCCAUCGAACGAACGCUCAACUUGACGUCCAACAAGCAUGGCGAGAAGGGGCAGAUCCGCAUACGGCUAAUGUUCCAACCAGAAAUUAUCGCCAAGUCUCGGAAGAACACAUCCACAUUCUCUACCGCUGGGCGCGCGAUGACACAGAUUGGUUCAAUACCUCUUGGUGCCGGCAAAGGCGUGUUCCACGGUGUUACCGGUGUCUUCAAACGAAACAAGGAUGAUGACUCGGAGCCAGAGAAUGACGCACCUUCGGGGCAAGCAUCUCAACCAAUCCCAACCGGCAACGGAGAGAAUGGGAAUGGCAACUUCACGGCAUUCCCGACAUCGGAUUCCGGGGCUUCGAUUGACAACGGCGGCGGUGGCGAACCUGGCACGUUGAGGGUGACCGUCCUCGACGCGAAGGAUUUGCCAUCGAACGAUUACAAGCCGUACGCGAUCAUUCGUAUCGGGGACAAGGAAGUGAAAACAAAGCAUACUGGAAAAACGGCCACGCCUGAAUGGAAUGAAUCCUUUAUUUUCACGGCGGGACAAUUUACCCCCAAGUUAUUCGCUUGGAUUCAUGAUCACAAAACGAUUGGCAAGGACAAACUGCUAGGUGAUGGCGAGGUCGACAUCUGGCGACAUAUCCAGCCCAAUGCCUUGUCUGCUGCCGAUGUACUAUUAGAGCUACGCGAGGGCCAAGGUCUACUCCGCUUGCGCCUGGAAUUCGACCCAAAUACCAACCCUCUCAGCAGUAGUGCUUCUGUACAUUCUGGUGAUAACCUCAUGUCACGGACAAUGUCUAUUGCUUCUCCGUCGAGGUUUAGCCUUCGAGGUAGAAGGCCUGGCGCUGAUAGCGAUGAUUAG
Molecule: messenger RNA, 4458 nt
Organism: Pleurotus ostreatus (oyster mushroom)
Lineage: Eukaryota; Fungi; Basidiomycota; Agaricomycetes; Agaricales; Pleurotaceae
Exons: 17
Coding region: 1-4458 (1485 amino acids)
Molecular function (GO): lipid binding
Source: RefSeq, a predicted model, not a curated record